UUUGAGGGGAUAAAUUUUAAAUGUUUAAUAAAUCGACAAAAAGUUUAAGAAAAAAUAAUGAUCAGAUCUAGGGCUGGCAAUCCCUGACCCGACACAAACCCGACCUGAAGUUAUUGAGAGAAACCCGGACCCAAACAACCUGAAUUCGACCCGAUUUGACCCAAAUUUCCUAUUUCAUAAUAAUAUUAAGUUUUACACUAUUUUUAUAGUUUCUAAGCAUAACUCAAAAUCGACCCGAAAUCUGAUCCGAACCCGACCCGCUAACCCAAAUUGCCACCCCUAAUCAGAUCACAUAAAUUGUUUAAUAUACAGUUUAAAUUACAUAUGAAAUAUGACAAUUUUGUAAAAGAUUUAUUUGUCAGUAAAUCCCAAUUUUAAGUUAUGUAAUCCCAAUAAUUGAUAGAUGAUUUAUUCCUCAAAAAAAAAAUGUAAAUUUUGCAUUGACUAAUCAUAUACUCCGUAUACCAUAAUUCCUCUUAUCUUGUAAUAAAUUUCUAUCAUUGUCAUUAAAAAAAAAGUAAUUUAUUUCUAUCACCCAAGGAUAAAAAUGAACAUAAAACCAAUGAAUUAUUUACACGGUCAGCUUUCAAAAAAAAAAAUAAUAUUUACAUGGUCAACAAAAUUAGUUGAAUCCUAUAAAUUGCCCAAUUUGUCAUAAAGCCUUAAACGUACACUAUUUCCCCCUCACGCCCUCUAACACACCUCACCCAAAAAAAUAAAAAUGUCUAACUCUAGUCUUGAAAACAUAGAAACUAUGAAAAAUUCAGAGGAAGUAGAAAUGGAGAAGAAGCUCUAUGUUGCAGCUGCAAAAGGUAAUGUAGAGUUUCUUCAAGAAAUUCAGCACAACGAACAAAUUUUUACUGAACAAAACUUAUUUAAAAAACAAUGUCAUUCACAUCACGGUUCAACACGAAUUCGUAGAAACAUGUCUUAGGCAACUUCCAAAUGAUUGUAAUGAGUUAAUAUGUGAGAAGAAUUCCAAAGAAGACACCCCUCUUCAUGUCGCGGCCGAGGUCGGAAACUUUAGUAUAGUCAAGUUACUCAAUGAUCAUUUUGGUGAUAAGAAGCAAAUGGUAUGGAGGGUGGAAAACUCAAAGGGUAACACUCCACUUCAUGUUGCACUUGUUCAUGAUAAUGUUAAGAUUGCUAAGUUUUUGUUGGAGAAAGAUCCUUCCUUGGCUUGUAUUGUGAAUAAGUCAAAAGAAGCACCACUUCAUCUUGCAAUCAAACACCUUGUUAAUUAUUCUGAGAGUGAAUCAAUAAUGGCCAAAAUAAAACAACCUAUUACUGAGGGAGGAGCUGCCUUGGCUACAACAUUUGUACCCGGCGAAGAUAUGUCAAGUUUGAUAUUAUUUCUGAUAGAGAAAUGGAGUCAUGUCACAUGUUGGCCUGAUACAAACGGUUCGACUCCUCUGCAUAGUGCAGCAUCGCUUAACUCACCUUAUAACCUUGAGGUCAUAAAAAAAAUACUUUAUCAUUGGCUGCAGUCUGCAGAGGUGUGUGAUGCUUCUGGCAAGUCCAUCCUACAUCUUGUGAUAACUAGGCUGCCAAACUAUCAACAAGUUAAAAAUUUGCUUAAAUUUAAAGAGAUUUAUGUCCUCAGAAAUUGUCAGGACAUACUAGGAGAUACACCAUUGCAUAUUGCUGCAAGAAAUAAGGAUAUUAACAUGGUACGAGUUCUGUUGGAAUCCUCGACGAAACUUAGUAUUAAAAACAUGGAAGGUGUCUCGGUAGCAUCACUGAUACAACAACAUAAUCUUCUUGAGAUGCUAAGGAAGCGAAACAUGACACUGGAGGAAUCCGAAGCAGCAGACAAAAGAGACAUAGCCUUUCUAAGGCAAAGAAUGAGCAAAUUAGGGAUGGAAAAAUUGGAAAUCAUGGAAUUCUUACUCUCACAUGAUUCCAAGGGAAGAAAUAUCCUUCAUAAAUUGCUACAGAUACAAAAUGAAAGCCGAAUAAUGCAUGACGACUUUGUAGAUUUCAUCCAACAACUUCUUGAAAAAUUUCCAUCACUUGUCUGUCAAACAGGCCUUUUGUUACUAUUACUAGAAUUAUGCAAUCAGAGUAUCCUUAGAUCUCAAGAACAGACACCUUGGUUGGUACAGAAUGCAGAGGGCAAUACACCGCUUCACGAAGCACUCGUAGCAAAUAACACAACUUUGGUAAAAAGAUUGUUAAUGCACGAUCCAAGAUCGGCUGGUGUAGCUAACAAGUGUAAAGAGUUGCCUCUUCAUUUGCUCGCCGAAUGCCCCAUGAGUAAAUAUUUUAACUUCAACAAGUACUAUUUUUUAUUCAUCAUUUUAAAUUGUUUGGUAGUGUUUUGCAUAAGACAUGGAUGAGCAGUUCAAGAAAGAAGUAGACAUAGAAUCAAUGGUAGAGGCGACAAACGACACAGCGACACAUUGGCUCGACAAGGAUGGUCUCACCCCCUUAAUGAGAGCUAUUAAAGCUGAUAACCUCGUAAUGGCUAGAGAACUAUGCAAUCUAUCACCAAAAGCAGCACAAACUUGUGACGAUGACGGGUUGACAUUUUGGCACCACCUAAUAGAUCAUCCAUCAGGCUAUUUUUUGCACCACCUUCUACAAAUUAAAUCUGUAAGAGAUCUGCUGAAAUUGAAGGACAAUCAUGGAAACACACCGUUACGAUCUUGUAGAAGUAUUCCUUCAUGUUUGGGGGGAAGAACGUAAAUCAUCAAAGGACAAUGAACAAUGGCUACUAGAUCUUUUAACAAUACAGAACAAAGCCUGUAAAACCCCUGCCGAUCUUAUCAGAGAAUCACCAUGUCUUCCUCCCACUGUAAGUACUUCCUGUCUAUUAUUCUUGUAUUAUUUUAAUGAUGGGUUCAUUUUAAUACAUGUACCGAGUAAAUUACUUUACAACUUCAAGUGGUAAACUAUGAAUUUGGAGAUAAAAGGGAGUAAAUUACUAACCAGAAUUAAACUGGGAUAGCAUUAGCAAAAAAAGAGACAGGAAUCGUCAUCAUUUUCAUUAGCAAUAGCAUGAGCAUAAGCAUACUGGAUACAACCCACAACAUAGGCUGUCAAAGAACCAGGUUCGGGAUCAUUCAAAAAAGUAACGUGGUACCCUGAUACGAGAUUCCAAGGAAAGCAGAAUAGGUCACCGGAUACAUGGAAAAACGCAAACUUAGCAGCGCAGUCACUGACCAUAGUUCGCAGAAAUUGGAGGUCGAUCCCAACUAUAUUUCCUUGAAGUUUCCCAAUUAAAAGCGAAAACCUGACUUGACCGAUUGAACCAAUACAUGAUAGGUUUUGUUAUUUUGUUAUUUUGUUUUGGUUUUUUUAUUUUUAGAAGAAAAAAAAACAAUUAUUAACACAUUAUGGAGUAAAAAAAAUUGCGUCAUGAUGAAUAGGUCAUCGCCACUCAUCGGUUUAAAUGUCAACAGUUCUUGGUAAAAAUAUUAAGGGCCAAGUAUAAUAGCUUCAUGUUAGAUUCAUAAUUUAUUUAAGUUUAAAAAAUCUCAUAUGAAGGGAUUUAUCCUACCUUAUAUAAAUAAAAAGUAAAAAGUAGAAAGUUGCUCUUAUGAAUAGUGCACGGACUUUUAUACUCUUUAAAAUGUUAUUUUACCUUUGUACCCUUAUUUACCCUUCAAAAUGUGUUUUACCUUUGUAACCCUAUUUGUAAUUUUGUACUCCAACAAUCCAACUUCAAAUUGUUCUUACCCGUUUAUAUUUCCUUACACAUUUGAGAUUUCUCUCCUCCUCUCCAUGACUCCAUCUGUUAAAAUAUAUAUAUAUAUAUAUAUGGAUUAUGGCUGCUUUAGGAAAUGGUUGUUUCGGUUUCAUCUAGAAGGAUUGUACUUUUAAAUUAAAAAU
This is a messenger RNA of Chenopodium quinoa (quinoa), 3834 nucleotides long. Its product is annotated as ankyrin-1-like. Gene Ontology annotation, cellular component: plasma membrane. The record is from RefSeq and is a predicted model, not a curated record. The transcript has 4 exons. Gene Ontology annotation, molecular function: protein phosphatase 1 binding; protein phosphatase regulator activity. The coding region runs from base 1071 to 2339 and encodes 422 amino acids. NCBI's taxonomy places the organism in Eukaryota, Viridiplantae, Streptophyta, Magnoliopsida, Caryophyllales, Amaranthaceae.